CCGGGUCGGGUUUGAAAAUAUUGGGUUAAACCAAAAUGAAUAAAUAAUAAAUAAAUGAAUAAAGCGUACGACGGACGUUGAUCUUACGCUAAUCAAUGCCAGAACGAAAAUUCUAGAAGCCGAAGCAAGCCAAUUCUUUACUCUCUGGCCUAUAAGUGCUCUCUAUCUGCUGUUCUUCCUGUUACCCUUUGUUUCUCUCACAGGAUUUAUUUCAUCAAUUCGAUUUCAUGGCGUCCAAGCGCAUUCUCAAAGAGCUCAAAGAUUUGCAGAAAGAUCCUCCUACCUCUUGCAGUGCUGGUCCCGUGGCUGAGGACAUGUUCCAUUGGCAAGCAACAAUUAUGGGACCUACUGAUAGUCCUUAUGCAGGAGGAGUCUUCUUAGUUUCUAUUCAUUUCCCUCCUGAUUAUCCUUUUAAGCCUCCUAAGGUUGCAUUUAGGACAAAAGUCUUCCAUCCAAACAUUAAUAGUAAUGGGAGCAUAUGCUUGGAUAUUCUGAAGGAACAGUGGAGCCCAGCGCUAACUAUCUCCAAGGUGCUAUUGUCUAUAUGUUCUCUGUUGACUGAUCCGAAUCCUGAUGAUCCGCUUGUGCCUGAAAUCGCUCACAUGUACAAGACUGACAAGGUCAAGUAUGAGGCCACUGCUCGCAGCUGGACACAGAAAUAUGCCAUGGGGUAAUACGGAACAAGACCUAUACAGAAUUAGAAAUGGUUUGCUACCCCUUGAUUGUGAUAUUGGCUAGGUAAAAUAAUGGAAGCGGUCUAAAUGCCUUGUUUCUUUCGUAUCAUUGUGUUGCAGACAAAGUUGGGAAAAUAUCUUCUUAGCCUGUGAAUAUAUAUUUGAACCUAUUUGAACAGUGAAAGAACGAGAGAGUAGUAAAAACUUGUAAUAUAACCUGCUCUUGUUGUUUGGUGAGCUGCUUUUGCCUUUAAUUUGAUUACUUAUUGUGUAAUGUUGAAUGCUUUGAAUAUCGAGUCGGAUUAGGUACCUUA
Molecule: messenger RNA, 988 nt
Organism: Jatropha curcas
Lineage: Eukaryota; Viridiplantae; Streptophyta; Magnoliopsida; Malpighiales; Euphorbiaceae
Product: ubiquitin-conjugating enzyme E2-17 kDa
Source: RefSeq, a predicted model, not a curated record